AUAGGCUGGGUCUGGGGACUUCCACGAGCACCAUAAUUUCUUGCGGGUGAAACCUUCAGCAGAGGGGGGUGUAGAACUCCAUGGUGGGAAGAGCUGUCUGUUAGUGGAGCCGGGCAGGGCUGCAGCUGCAGGCCUGGGCUCUUGGGGAUGGUCACUUCCUCCCCUGAAAGUUUUGGGAAAUCUGCAGCUCUGAGGCAGGCAGCAGGGGGCACGGAUGGAAGAGAUGACGUUUCAGGAUCGCUUUUGCCUUGAAAUUACGGUGGUCGGUGGAGCAUCCCCUUUGAGGGAGGUGGGGCGGGGUCCCUCCGAGCUGCUCCCCUCCCCCUUGUCCCUUCCCCCAUCUCAUAGAGGCCUGGGCAACCAGCCCACCGCCCUGCCCCUCACUGCACCCCUCCACUCUCUCCCUCUCUUUCUCCUGGAGUCUCUCUCCCACCCAGCACCAGACACUCUUCUUGCAGGCCCGGUGGUGGUUUGGAUACGGCAGCCUGGGAUCUUUUCUCUUCGAAGGGCGGGUGGGAGGAGGCUGGAGGGCAGAGGAGGUAUUGGGAGCUUGGUGCUGGGGAGGGGUCCUUGCUGGCAAAGGCCCCAGGCAGACCCUUCCUCAUCUUCUCCCCCUUCCCCAGGGUAACCUCUAACCACGUUUUCCUCCUCCAUGCCCUGCCGACCAGGCCAGGCUCUGAGACCUCCCACUGUCCCCCCACCCACACACACACACACAAACACAUCUGCUCAGUUGUCACAAAGCUGGCGGGGGACCUAGCUUGGGGAGAGGGGAGACCCAAGCACAGGGGAAAAGGGCAGAGGCCAGUGUGCUGGACAGAAGGUGCAGGCCAACCCCUCAGGGCACUGGGGACAGGGAGCUGGUGGAGCCCCAAGCUCCCCUCCCCCUCCUAAAACAGGGCAUGCGCCUGGCUGCUUUGUGCCUGGAGACCCUUGGGUCAAAAUGUCCCCCUGCUGCUGUGAAGGGAGGGCUGGAUAUCCGCACCCACCCACCUGAGCCUCCUGAAGAAUGAGGCUGGAAGUGGGGGAAUGAGAAGUGUCCAAGCCCCUCUAACCACUGGGGCCAACCCCCCCGCCCCCAAGCCGGCACCAAGUCCCAGCCCUCCCCGUCCCCUCGGGGCCAGCUGCUUUGGUGACAGACCAAGCAGGAGCAGAGAAUUCACUACAAACUCUCACCCUGGCCUGUCCGUGGGUUCUGCUAGCAGGGAGGUGAGAGGGAGGCCCCCAGCCAUCCUGGAUGGAGGGACAUCCCCUCUAUAGGCGGAGGAGGGGAGCCUGGCCACACUGUGGAAGUCCAGACCUCCACCGGGUCAGUAAGGGGAGGCUAGGAGUAGGCGGCGCUGGGACGUGACUGGGCAAGGGUGGGCAGGCUAUUGGCGGCCAACGAGAUGCAGUUGAGGUUUUCCUCCUUUUCAGGGAAUGGGGGGGUGGGGCGGGGCCCCCCACCUUUCUGACAUCAGCGCUGCCUUGGUCCCUCCUCCCGAGCCGGGGAUGGUUGCAGUCUUCGUGUGCCCAGGGACUCUGCAGAAGGUGCUGGACCCCACCUCGACACACGAGUCGGAGCACCAGUCUGGCGCAUGGUGCAAGGACCCACUGCAGGCGGGUGACCGCAUCUACGUCAUGCCCUGGAUCCCCUACCGCACGGACACGCUCACCGAGUACGCCUCAUGGGAGGACUACGUAGCGGCGCGCCACACCACCACCUACCGCCUGCCCAACCGUGUGGAUGGCACGGGCUUCGUGGUCUAUGACGGCGCCGUCUUCUACAACAAGGAGCGCACGCGCAACAUCGUCAAGUACGAUCUGCGCACGCGCAUCAAGAGCGGGGAGACGGUCAUCAACACGGCCAAUUACCACGAUACCUCGCCCUACCGCUGGGGGGGCAAGACCGACAUCGACCUGGCCGUGGACGAGAAUGGGCUGUGGGUCAUCUACGCCACCGAGGGCAACAACGGGCGGCUGGUGGUGAGCCAGCUCAACCCCUACACGCUGCGCUUCGAGGGCACGUGGGAGACCGGCUACGACAAGCGCUCAGCAUCCAACGCCUUCAUGGUGUGCGGCGUCCUCUACGUGCUGCGUUCCGUGUAUGUGGAUGACGACAGCGAGGCUGCCGGCAACCGCGUGGACUACGCCUUCAACACCAACGCCAACCGCGAGGAGCCCGUCAGCCUGGCCUUCCCCAACCCCUACCAGUUCGUCUCUUCCGUUGACUAUAACCCUCGUGACAACCAGCUGUAUGUCUGGAACAACUAUUUUGUGGUGCGCUAUAGCCUGGAGUUCGGGCCACCCGACCCCAGUGCUGGCCCAGCCACUUCGCCACCCCUCAGCACGACCACCACGGCCCGGCCCACACCCCUGACCAGCACAGCCUCGCCUGUGGCCACCACCCCGCUCCGCCGGGCGCCCCUCACCACGCACCCUGUGGGUGCCAUCAACCAGCUGGGACCUGACCUACCUCCAGCCACUGCGCCCGCCCCCAGCACCCGGCGGCCCCCCGCCCCCAAUCUGCACGUGUCCCCGGAACUCUUCUGUGAACCUCGAGAGGUGCGGCGGGUCCAGUGGCCGGCCACCCAGCAGGGCAUGCUGGUGGAGAGGCCCUGCCCCAAGGGGACUCGAGGAAUUGCCUCCUUCCAGUGUCUACCAGCCCUGGGGCUCUGGAACCCCCGGGGCCCUGACCUCAGCAACUGCACCUCCCCCUGGGUCAACCAGGUGGCCCAGAAGAUCAAGAGCGGGGAGAACGCAGCCAACAUUGCCAGCGAGCUGGCCCGCCACACCCGGGGCUCCAUCUAUGCGGGUGAUGUGUCCUCCUCUGUGAAGCUGAUGGAGCAACUGCUGGACAUCCUGGAUGCCCAGCUGCAGGCCCUGCGGCCCAUCGAGCGCGAGUCGGCUGGCAAGAACUACAACAAGAUGCACAAGCGAGAGAGAACCUGUAAGGACUACAUCAAGGCCGUGGUGGAGACGGUGGACAACCUGCUGCGACCAGAGGCUCUUGAGUCCUGGAAGGACAUGAAUGCCACCGAGCAGGUGCACACGGCCACCAUGCUCCUGGACGUCCUAGAGGAGGGCGCCUUCCUGCUGGCCGACAAUGUCAGGGAGCCUGCCCGCUUCCUGGCCGCCAAGCAGAAUGUGGUCCUCGAGGUCACAGUCCUGAACACAGAGGGUCAAGUGCAAGAGCUGGUGUUCCCCCAGGAGUACCCGAGCGAGAACUCGAUCCAGCUGUCCGCCAACACCAUCAAGCAAAACAGCCGCAACGGAGUGGUCAAAGUUGUCUUCAUCCUCUACAACAACCUGGGCCUCUUCCUGUCCACCGAGAAUGCCACGGUGAAGUUGGCAGGAGAAGCGGGCGCGGGGGGCCUGGGGGGCGCCUCCCUGGUGGUGAACUCCCAGGUCAUCGCAGCGUCCAUCAACAAGGAGUCCAGCCGAGUUUUCCUCAUGGACCCUGUCAUCUUCACUGUGGCCCACCUGGAGGCCAAGAACCACUUCAACGCUAACUGCUCCUUCUGGAACUACUCGGAGCGCUCCAUGCUGGGCUACUGGUCAACCCAGGGCUGCCGCCUGGUGGAGUCCAACAAGACCCAUACCACGUGUGCCUGCAGCCACCUCACCAACUUCGCCGUGCUCAUGGCUCACCGCGAGAUCUACCAGGGCCGCAUCAACGAGCUACUGCUGUCAGUCAUCACCUGGGUGGGCAUCGUCAUCUCCCUGGUCUGCCUGGCAAUCUGUAUCUCCACUUUCUGCUUCCUGCGGGGACUGCAGACUGACCGAAACACCAUCCACAAGAACCUGUGCAUCAACCUCUUCCUGGCUGAGCUGCUCUUCCUGGUUGGGAUAGACAAGACUCAGUAUGAGAUUGCCUGCCCCAUCUUCGCUGGCUUGCUGCACUACUUCUUCCUGGCCGCCUUCUCCUGGCUGUGCCUGGAGGGCGUGCACCUCUAUCUGCUGCUGGUGGAGGUGUUUGAGAGCGAGUACUCCCGCACCAAGUACUACUACCUGGGCGGGUACUGCUUCCCAGCCCUGGUGGUGGGCAUCGCGGCCGCCAUCGACUACCGCAGCUACGGCACCGAGAAGGCCUGCUGGCUCCGAGUGGACAAUUAUUUCAUUUGGAGCUUCAUUGGGCCCGUCUCCUUUGUUAUCGUGGUGAACCUGGUGUUCCUCAUGGUGACUCUGCACAAGAUGAUCCGGAGCUCAUCCGUGCUCAAGCCCGAUUCCAGUCGCCUCGACAACAUUAAAUCCUGGGCCCUGGGGGCCAUUGCGCUGCUCUUCCUGCUGGGCCUCACCUGGGCUUUCGGCCUCCUCUUCAUCAAUAAGGAGUCGGUGGUCAUGGCCUAUCUCUUCACCACCUUCAACGCCUUCCAGGGGGUCUUCAUCUUCGUCUUUCACUGCGCCUUACAGAAGAAGGUGCAUAAGGAGUACAGCAAGUGCCUGCGUCACUCCUACUGCUGCAUUCGCUCCCCGCCCGGGGGCGCUCACGGCUCACUCAAGACCUCAGCUAUGCGGAGCAACACCCGCUACUACACGGGGACCCAGAGCCGAAUCCGGAGGAUGUGGAACGACACCGUGAGGAAACAGACGGAAUCCUCUUUCAUGGCGGGCGACAUCAACAGCACACCCACCCUGAACCGAGGUACCAUGGGGAACCAUCUGCUGACCAACCCUGUGCUGCAGCCCCGUGGGGGCACCAGCCCCUACAACACUCUCAUUGCCGAGUCAGUGGGCUUCAAUCCUUCCUCACCCGCCGUCUUCAACUCCCCAGGGAGCUACCGGGAACCCAAGCACCCCUUGGGAGGCCGAGAAGCCUGCGGCAUGGACACGCUGCCCCUCAACGGCAACUUCAACAACAGUUACUCCUUGCGAAGCGGGGAUUUCCCUCCAGGGGACGGGGCCCCCGAGCCGCCUCGAGGCCGGAACCUGGCCGACGCUGCCGCCUUUGAGAAGAUGAUCAUCUCGGAGCUGGUGCACAACAACCUUCGGGGUGGCAGCAGCGGAGCCAAGGGCCCUCCACCGCCUGAGCCCCCCGUGCCGCCAGUGCCAGGGGGCAGCGGCGAGGAAGAGGCAGGCGGGCCCGGGGGUGCUGACCGGGCAGAGAUCGAACUUCUCUACAAGGCCCUGGAGGAGCCACUGCUGCUGCCCCGGGCCCAGUCGGUGCUGUACCAGAGCGAUCUGGACGAGUCGGAGAGCUGCACAGCGGAGGACGGGGCCACCAGCCGGCCCCUCUCCUCCCCUCCGGGCCGGGACUCCCUCUACGCCAGCGGGGCCAACCUGCGGGACUCGCCCUCCUACCCGGACAGCAGCCCCGAGGGGCCCAGUGAGGCCCUGCCCCCACCCCCACCUGCACCCCCUGGCCCCCCCGAAAUCUACUACACCUCGCGCCCGCCGGCCCUGGUGGCCCGGAACCCCCUGCAGGGCUACUACCAGGUGCGGCGGCCCAGCCACGAGGGCUACCUGGCGGCCCCAGGCCUCGAGGGGCCAGGGCCCGAUGGGGAUGGGCAGAUGCAACUGGUUACCAGUCUCUGAGGGACCUCACGGACCAGGGGCUGGUGUCCCAGGCCGGGGAUUGAACCCUGGGUAGGGCUUUGGUGGGAGAGGGAGACCGAUGGAGACAGUGGCUGCUGGGCCACUCUCUCCAGGUGCCCCUUGGCCAUGGGCCCUCCAGGCCCCUCGGGGACUCUGCUCUGGGGGCCCGAGGUGCAGGGUUCACAGACAGGGUUUCCCACCAGCCAUGUGCACCAGCUCAAUUUGGGGCAAGUGCAGUGAGGAACCAGGAGGUCCCCAGGGGAGUGAGGAAGGAGAAAUUGGAAGGGUGCAGCCCACUCUUGACUUCCCCCUCCCACCCCCUACUCUUCCUACUCCCUGGAGGGGAGUGAGGGCUCUGGUUUCCCUGGGUCAAAGGCCCUGCUGGAUGGAACCCGUCAGCUGCUCCUCUCUUUGCAGCCUGAGUGCUGCCAGUUGCACCGGGAUGGAGCAGUGGGGACGGGACAGAUGGACAGGUUCCUCUGCACUACAGUUCCCUGCUCCACAGAGACUGGGGCCUCUGGCCGGGGACAGAGCCCUAGCGGGGAGAAAGCCCCAGGGCAAGAGGAAUGGGCGGUUGUGGCUGGUGGUUUAAAGGUGGAACUUUCUCUGAAGCUCCUUCUCUCUGCUCUUCGUCCCAGCCUUCCCAGCAAGCCUGCCCCCCUCAGCCCUCCUUGAGUGCACCCAAUGACCCCCUCCCUUGGGGCGACUCCUGAUGAAGCACAACUCCCCGCAGGGCCCCCAGCCCACAGGGGUGGCCAUAUUUGAGCAGUUCCCAGUCCUGUGGGCUUGGCUAUCUGGGGAGCAGAUUUUGGGUCUGGAUCUCCCUGGGGAGUGGGUCCUGGGCUUGGAUCUUUCCCUAGGGGGCCCUCUUACCCCUUCCCUCUCUCCUCUUCCUCCGUCCCCAUUGCUGUAAAUAUUUAAAAAAAAAGGAAAAGGAAAAAAAAAAAAA
Molecule: messenger RNA, 6463 nt
Organism: Balaenoptera musculus (blue whale)
Lineage: Eukaryota; Metazoa; Chordata; Mammalia; Artiodactyla; Balaenopteridae
Gene: ADGRL1
Product: adhesion G protein-coupled receptor L1
Exons: 20
Coding region: 1420-5514 (1364 amino acids)
Biological process (GO): adenylate cyclase-activating G protein-coupled receptor signaling pathway; heterophilic cell-cell adhesion; cell surface receptor signaling pathway
Cellular component (GO): presynaptic membrane; axon; postsynaptic density
Molecular function (GO): carbohydrate binding; G protein-coupled receptor activity; latrotoxin receptor activity
Source: RefSeq, a predicted model, not a curated record